This is a messenger RNA of Nematostella vectensis (starlet sea anemone), 883 nucleotides long. RefSeq lists its product as uncharacterized. Bases 173 to 616 code for a protein of 147 amino acids. The record is from RefSeq and is a predicted model, not a curated record. The transcript has 6 exons. Lineage: Eukaryota; Metazoa; Cnidaria; Anthozoa; Actiniaria; Edwardsiidae.
CGAAUUCGUCAUCUCUUUAGGGAAUUGUUGCAUGUAAAAUAUGCGAUAAGUGAUCAUUGCAGAGCUCUGUUCUCGUCUUUGCCCUUAUAAUACGAACUAUAUCUAAGAGACUGGUAGGGAUUGCUUGUCCUCAGACCAACAAAACUUAGCCUACGCCUUUUUCGUGGUGAAAAUGGGCUUCUUUAACGUUUUGCUGGUGCUGGCAGUUGUAUCUCAGAGUGCAGUCACUCAAGCUGCAAACAACGAAAUCAGCUCAAAUGACGACGCGUUGUUGGGUCUUACCAUCGCCUUCUUGGUGCUGUGUGCCGUCAUUCUAAUCGCUGUACUUGUCAUGGUGCCGAUGGUCAUUAAGAAGUCAAAGGAACAUAAAACAGAAGUGGGCAAUUCCUACACGUUUGGACAAGCUACGUAUGACGAUGAGUUGGCGUACGGCGCCAAGUACCACUCUACCAUCAGUAUGGGCGCCAUUUAUCUGCCGGAGGAGAACGGCCACGCACCGGAGCACGUGUACGUGGAUGGCACUCAAGGCCAGCAGAACGGUGGGCAGAACGUGAAGCCCAACGGGACACAAAUGUCUUCAUUCAGCAACGCAGCUUACGACACCACAGUACAGUAAAAAGCCCUGCUCAGGUCGAAUGCUAAUCAAUUGACGAAAUUAAGGAAAUCUCACCCUUCUCUAUAAAAAUUCAUAUUAAUAUUAAUGUAUUAAAAUAUAAGAAUAGGGAUUACAUCAUUAAUCGAAAUCUAUACUUUCAUGCUUUGCUUAUAAUGAUAAUGAUGAGUCAGUAGCAUGCUUCCCGUCCUUUGUUUAUUUACACAAUGACACUGUGAAAUAAUAAUAUUAAUAAUAAUGAGUGUGAUAAAAAUAAAAUGAUGUUCUCUG